AUAUGAUCAAUGGCAUCCAAACGGUUUCCUCAGAUGGUGGUCGCAAAUCAAAUCAGACCACGUGACAUUCCGUUAAAAUGAAGAAUGACAUUGAGGAGUCUACAAAUCUGUCUUAUGUCUUAUGUCGGCAUUUACCUCAGAAUUUGCUAAUACUUUUUGAUAUGGAGGACGGAAAUAGCGAGGUGGAUGGUUCAAUAGUAUAAAUUUUCUAAACACUCGUACCAAGAGUGCGGAAGACAGAAGUUAUUGCCUUACUCAUAAGGGUCAAUCUUGGGUUAAUGUGAUUUGAAAUGUCGGUAUCAAAUGUUUUAUUGUGAUGGCCGAGAGGCGUGCCUCCUGUUUAUGACCAGCUGUGUUCGUCCCUAAUGGAGGGAUCGAUUCUUUUCACAUCUUCUGAAGGUUCUGCAUGUGUGAGUUCUACCUCCACCUGUUAUUGUCCUCCUGGCUUCGAGAGUGGUGCUACCUUGGAAAUAAAACAAAAGCCGUUUAGGUACCUGCUUUAAUCGGACUUUAGUCUUUGCACCAUUGACUAUAACCACUGUGAAAGGGUUCAACCAGUUCAUUUGAUUAUGAGUUGCUAUGUAACCGGGACACAACAAGUUUCACGCCGCUCGUCCUGUCUGUGGGAACUAUUUCCUUGGUCCGAGAGAAUUGGACCGGGGUGGCCAAUGUCUGAGAAUAACUACAGAAGUACAGCGACUGUCCACCCUGUUGUCACUGUUUAAAGAGGAAUUUUCUUCGGACACUUUGUAGACAGGUCUUCAGCGAAGGCGUCAUUGAAAUUUUACCACCGUCCAGUCUUAUUUCUUCAGCAUCAUGAAUCUUCUCAAAGCUUUCAUCGCCUGGACGGUGUCGUCGUACGCCUGUCACCACACUGCCAAGGUCUUCCUCACGGAGGUCAGUGCGCUGACUCUUGUCCUCACUCCCGUGCGUGCGGCUGCAGUCCUGUCGUUGGUGCAGUUACUGUGUUGCUGUCUCGUCACCAAAGUGUCGCAGGACAAGUCGGUCAUCGUGGACGAUGCACAGAAAACGAAAAAGACGACAAAAGAUGACAAGGCUUGUUAUUACGUUGCUAUGACGAUGCACGUGCUGUCGACGUUUCUGACCAACUGGAGUCUGGCCAGAAUGGAAGCGGCCUCCACGUUGGCCAUCAAGCUGACGGAGCCCAUGGUAUCCGCGAUAGUGCAGUGGGUAUGGUUACGUGAGGGUCUCAACUGUCACGUGUGUGUCAGCCUCCCGCUGGUGGUUGGCGGCGCGUUGGUGUUCGUCUCCGAUGACGUCACGCUUGUUCAGCAGGCGCUGACCUCUGGCGUGAUGCUGGCCAUGGCAUCUAACGUACUACUGGCUGUCCGCAACGUGGCUAUCAAGGGACUGCACUCUCGUAAGCUAAACGUUAGCCUGAGGUGGAUGGGUUGGAAUCGCAUUAGUAUGACGGCCGGAGUGUCUUUCGUUAUCAUGGCGUCAUCAUCUACACUGGCCAUCCGUCGCGUGCUGUCGCCUGGCACCGAUCUGGCCGUGACGUCACUGCUGCUGUCGGGUGCGUUUCAUGUGACGUACUCGAUGAUCAGCACGAGCGUCAUCCUGCGAGCUCUGGACGUGGUCAGUCACGCCAUGGCCAACGUCAUCAAGCGCAUGUUAGUGGUGGCGCUGCUGUACGUCAGCGGGUCACGCAGUGCAUCAGGCGUCAACGCUGCGGGCCUGGCGGUGGCGAGUGUGGGACUCGCUGUGUACGUCAGAGGGAAAGCUGCAGUCAAAGCAGAGAGCUGGCGAUGCUGCCCUGUUGGUACUAAUAUCAAAGGUCACGUGUACCGAAAACUGACGGCGAGUAAUGGAAGAUGUCAGGUGUUGGCUGCAGCCCUCAUCAGUGCGGCAUUAUGCUUGUCUCUCACAUCUAUAAACACAUUGCGACCUCUGCACCUUACCUUGGGUUACCUGGGGGCAGACGACGACCAGCAGUCACUUCCGCUGACACCUGAGACACAGUCAGCUCCCUUUGGUCUCAACUGGCCAGGUCCACCACACAACGCCACACUCUUGUCACAGUGGGCCGACUUCCUGUCUCUGGACUACACCCAGCAUCCCUUCGACACGGACCGCCUGGCGCCUCAUCUCACCACCAACGAGGAGGUCAUCUGGGAGAUACAGCGGUUGCACAUGCAGGUGAUGACGUCAUUGCUGGGGGGACGACGUCACGUCAUGCUACUGGACUUUUCUACGUCAGAGAACAAAGGGGAUCCCGCCAUUACCGUGGGAGAGGUGGCGCUGCUGCGGAGACUCAACGUCACAGUGGUGUUCUACUGCUCCAUCUUCAUGUGCAGUGAUGCUAAGCUUAAAGAAGCACACAAAAUUAGCAGGAACUUCGCCCCAUCCUCCCUCAUGAUCCUUCUCCACGGAGGUGGCAACCUUGUGGGGUACCCGGAGUCGGACAUCUUGCGGAAAAAGAUCUUGAAUCUUUUCCCGGACUUCCAAAGCGUGUUGCUCUCUCAGAGCAUAUGGAUUCGCAAGGAUCACGAGAAGCAUCUGAACAUGUGUAGGGAGCUCUACUCCCACAGGGAGAACCUGACCAUCUUCUUGCGGGACAGACAGUCGCUGGGUCUGGCGCAGGAACAUUUUCCAGGGACGAAACUCAUGCUGAUGCCCGACAUGGCGUUUGGCCUGGGCCGUGUCCCGCGCACAAUGCCGCCUACUGUCGACAUCGUGUGGAUUAAGAGAGCAGAUGAUGAGUCUUCCAGGUAUAAAGUACCCGAGAUGCCUACUAACCUCAGCGUGCAAGUAGAAGACUGGUGGAAAUGGACGACAAACAAGGGGAGAACACCCAUGGAGUCUUCGUUUCUGAUAGCCUUUAACGGGUUGUCGUUCUUACAGCGUGGGCGCGUGGUGAUCACUGACCGACUACACGGCCACAUCCUGUCCGUGCUGCUGGGAAUCCCUCACGUGCUCAUCGACAACCCUCCCUACUUCAAACUCUCCUCCUUCCGUCGCACGUGGACGGCGGGGUUAUCCAACACGGUGCUGGUCACCACAGGGAAGGAGGCUCUGGAACAGGCACAACAACUUUUACAGAGAUACGAGAGUUCCCUCCCUUCAAUCAUGACUUAUUGGAAAGCAAAUUAUUAACAUACGCGUCUAUUUAGUUUUACCUUUUGGACUUUGUAAUUUAAUCACAUCAACCACUUAAAAGAAUUAUGAUCACAAUUAUUUUUGUUUUGAAACAAAAAAAAAAUUCGCUACAAUCGCUAAUAUUUUUGCAUCAGUGGAAAUUUCAUCAGACAUGUGCUGUCACUGUCUGAUGACUUAACAAACAAAUUAAUCAAGUAUGAAAUGGGCAGAUUAAUCGAGGGACAACUAUCCUUGAUCUUACUAUAUGAGGUGAGUCUGCACAAAAAAAAAAAAAAAAAAAAAAAAAAAAAAAACCUGGACUCGUGUCACAUACAAUUUAUUUCAAUUCCAAGCUACAUAAUUUCCUUAGAGUCCUCCCACUUCAAGUCUAAUGCACUUGUCCAUGUUUCUCCGCUGUGCUUCACUGUUGAAAAGAUUUUUCUGAGGUUCUUUCUACACGACAAUGCACCUGGUCCCACUGCCGAGCAUGCCACAGGUCCUGGUGUAGAAAAUCGCAGUACACGAACAAUAUCUCUAUUCAUCUGACUUUUCUCUGUGACUAUUUUUGAUUUUUCUAAAGUUCAAUGGGGUCAUCGAAGGACACGUUUUGAAUGCGUGAAAGUCAUGAUGGAGGUGAACCCUCUUGACGGAGCUGAUCCUAGUAGAAUUCUGUCAGCAGUGCAUAGAAGCAUUUGCACUGAUGGACAUUGUAAUCGAGUGUUUACUAUGAAAGGAAAUCCAUGUUUGAAAUUUAAAUAAAUUGUCUUUGACAAGAGUCCCGUUACUUUUCAUACAAACCAAGUACGUGUUCUGACAUUUUUAAGACCAUAUUUCUUAUUUUCCACGUGUAUUGUGUUGAUUUUGUGUUCGUAAAGUAACUGAUUUUUUUUAUUUGCAAGGAACGAUCUCAAUAAAGGUUUAUC
Molecule: messenger RNA, 4022 nt
Organism: Pomacea canaliculata
Lineage: Eukaryota; Metazoa; Mollusca; Gastropoda; Architaenioglossa; Ampullariidae
Exons: 3
Coding region: 817-3117 (766 amino acids)
Cellular component (GO): Golgi apparatus
Molecular function (GO): antiporter activity
Source: RefSeq, a predicted model, not a curated record